This is a messenger RNA of Lycium barbarum (goji berry), 2184 nucleotides long. RefSeq lists its product as uncharacterized. Gene Ontology annotation, molecular function: zinc ion binding. The transcript is spliced from 9 exons. The record is from RefSeq and is a predicted model, not a curated record. Bases 1 to 2184 code for a protein of 727 amino acids. NCBI's taxonomy places the organism in Eukaryota, Viridiplantae, Streptophyta, Magnoliopsida, Solanales, Solanaceae.
AUGGUCUUUGAUGGUGUAACACAAUUUAGAAAGGCUCUAGCAGACUAUGUUAUAGAAUAUAGGAGGCAGUUGAAGGUAAGACCAAAUGAUAGCCAUAGGGUGAGGGCUAAGUGUAAAAAUACCAAGUGUAAGUGCGUGUUGGCAGCUAAGCUUGAUAGGGAUACAAGUGAUUUUAAGGUGAUUACCUAUCAUCCCAUUCACAAGUGUAUUCCUUUGAACAAAAACAAGAUGUGCACUUCUAAGCUAAUAGCAAGGAAGUUCAAGGACAGAAUUGUUUCUCAACCUUAUAUAAGGAUAUGGGAAAUUCAGGAAUUGGUAAGGGACAAGCUUGGUCUUUAUGUUAGUAGGACUGUUUGCCACAGGGCAAAACAGAAGGUUAUGAUAGAAAAUAUAGGUGACUGGAAUCUGGAAUUUUUCAGAUUAUGUGACUAUGCUGACAUGAUCAAGCAAACCAAUUCAGGAAGUAUUGCAUUUAAUCAAGGCUGGUUGGAUGGGUGUAGAAAAAUAAUAGGAUUUGAUGGUUGUUUUCUGAAAAGAGCUUGUAAGGGUGAGCUAUUGGUAGCUGUGGGCAAGAAUGGGAACAACCAAAUGUAUCCUAUUGCCUGGGCAGUGGUGGAUACAGAGACUAAACAUAGCUGGAAUUGGUUCAUAAAGUACUUGAUUGCUGAUCUAAAUUUGGGAAAUGGUGAAGGAUUGACUAUAAUGUCAGACAUGCAAAAGGGACUUAUUCCUGUCUUAUUGAAGCUGCUGCCAAAUGUUGAGACAAGGAGAUGUGCUAAACAUGUUUGGAGUAAUUGGCACAAAGAGUGGAGAGGAGAAGAAAGAAGGAAGCAGUUUUGGAGAUGCUCUAAGGCUAGUUUUGAAGUCAAGUUUAAAGAGGAGAUGGAUAAAAUGGCCAAAUUGGGUAAGCCCAAGAUAAUGGAGGACUUUAUGCAUUAUGAGCCUUUUACUUUUUGUAGGGCAUAUUUCAAGUUUCAUUCCAAGUGUAAUGUUGUGGAAAAUAACAUGUGUGAGACUUUUAAUUCUUGGAUCUUAGCUGCUAGACAUAAAUCUAUUAUCACCAUGUUAGAGGAAAUUAGGCAUAAAAUGAUGAAUAGGCAUGUAGACAUGAUCAAAUUUGCUGAAACUUGGAUUGAUGAUAUUGCCCCUAUGGCAAGAAGAAUAUUGGAAGAGAACAAGGAGUUGUCUAAUAGGUGUCAUGUUCAAUGGAAUGGGGUUUAUGGUUUUGAAAUUAGAGAUGGUGGGUUCACAUUUGUUGUCCACUUGGAUAAGAAAUAUUGUGACUGUAGGUUGUGGAUGUUAAGGGGUGUUCCUUGCCCUCAUGCUGUUUGUGCUUAUUAUUACUUGAAUCAAGAUCCUGAUGCAUAUGUAGAGCAUUGGAAGGAAACAUUUCUUAAGGCUUAUAGCCACUUCAUCCAACCUAUUACCAAUAUGAGGAUGUGGCCUAAGCCUACAAACCCAUCAAUAGAGCCUCCAGUGCCAAGAAAAAUGCCUGGGAGACCAAAGAAGAAAAGAAUGAAGGAUAAAGAUGAGCCAAAGAAAUAUGGAAAGAUGUCAAAGAAAGGUGUGAAGAUGACUUGUUCAUUGUGCAAACAAGUUGGCCAUAACAAGACUGCCUGUGGAAGAAUACAUGGAAUGGGUGGUCCUUCUCAACUAAUACCCUCAACUGAAAGCUCUGUUUGUAGUGACACAAAUUCUGUGCCAAAAGAUGCCCAAACUGUUGCUCCAACACCAGCAUCUAGAACGAAGAGUCCUGCAUAUCCAAGUGCUAGUUCACAAUCAAGCUCAAUUUGUGGUGACACAAGGGCUGUGCCAGUAGCUCCACAAAAGAGGGCUCAAGUUGGAGCUGGCCACAAAAGGGCAUAUACUACUGCUGGUUUUGCUGCAGCUACUGGAAAUAAAAGUAGGCCUACAACUGGUUUUGGUGUAUACUCUAAUCCUGUUACUGGAGCACAAGUCUUUAAUCCUGGUACAACAAGUGAGAGGGUUCUACAUGGUGCAACAAACUUGAACAGUGCUUCACCAACAAAUAUUGAUAUUGGUUAUAAAGCUCGUGGACUGAAAUGGCAAGGAAAAGAUGCAAUGACCACAUCACAACUAUCCCGAUUGAGAGCCAACAAGAGAAACCAAAAGGCUGCAUCAGAAGCAACCAGAUCUUCAGCAGAAAGAAGCUCCAACAAGUAG